This is a messenger RNA of Diplodia corticola, 2451 nucleotides long. RefSeq names its product acid phosphatase protein. NCBI's taxonomy places the organism in Eukaryota, Fungi, Ascomycota, Dothideomycetes, Botryosphaeriales, Botryosphaeriaceae. The record is from RefSeq and is a predicted model, not a curated record. The coding region runs from base 1 to 2451 and encodes 816 amino acids. The transcript is spliced from 5 exons.
AUGAGAAAGUCGCCGGCCGUCUCGACCCUCGGGAGCCCGUCCCCGCUAUCGCCGCUGAACCCGAACCAGAAGAAUUACGUCGAGCUGGGCGAGAUGAAGCGAGACGACGGCCGUGGCUACCGCUCCGGCCAAGUUGGCGACGAGCCUCCCACCCCUCUCACCCCAGAGCUGCCGCCGCGCCCGCCUCCUGCCUCAAGCGGCCUUACCGAUGCCGUCAACAGCUGGUGGCUCUUUGAGCUUCUUGCUUGGAUCAUCAGCGCCAUUGCCAUGGCCGUUCUCGUCGUCACUUUGAUCCUCACCGACGGCCGCCCGCUUCCCCACUGGCCCAUGCGCAUCACCCUCAACUCGUUCAUCUCCAUCCUGGCCACCAUCAUCAAGGCCGCCAUGGUUGUUCCCAUUGCCGAGGGAAUCAGCCAGCUGAAAUGGCUGUGGUUCAAGAAGGCCGGCGUUCUCAAGGACAUCCAAACCUUUGACGAGGCCAGUCGAGGAAUGUGGGGCAGUUUGAAGUUGCUCUUGGGUACCAGAGGCGUCCACCUCGCAAAGCUCGGAGCCUUUCUUACCGUCUUCAGCUUGGCGCUCGAUCCCUUCAUUCAACAAAUCGUCACUUACCCCAUCGACAUGGUUCCGUCCGAUACCAAUUCGACCAUUCCUAUUGCGCACAGCUACAGUGACUACGCCUUUGGCGGGAUGAUGGGCCUCAAGAACCCAUCCCUGUCCAUGAAAGCCGCCAUCUCGUCUGGCCUCUACGACACCAACGAUGACCCUCUCGCUGACUUUGACGUCACCCCUUACUGUCCCACUGGCAAUUGCACCUGGACAGACACCUAUCAGUCAUUGGCCGUCUGCUCCAAGUGUGCCAACAUCACCGAGAGCCUGACGUCCAACUGUGAAGAUUUCGGCCUGACUGAGGUCUGCAACCAUACCUUGCCAAACAAUUUCACCUUGCAGACAGGCUUUCUGCCCAUGGUCUACAUCAACACCACCGGAGCCGCCGAUUCCAUCAACUUCAACGACACCCAAGCCACCCUUAGCACUCUGACCACCAUCCGCUCUCUUCACGAUGCCUCAUCAAUCAAGGCCUUCGGUGCCAUAGCCAUGGAGUGCGUCCUGUACGCCUGCGUGAACGAGUAUCAAGCAGUCGUGAAGAACGGCACCUUCACCGAGACAGUCGUCGCCACCUACAGCAACAGCACGCAGCCCGGCACACAGGACAACAUGACAAUCACGCCCGAAAACACGGGCCAGCCCUUCGUCAUCGAGAGCUUCGCCUGGAACGCCAUCGAGCAGUACCUGGGCACCUUCUGGACCGGCAACGUCACGGGCUCGACGGGCGAGUCCAGCCCGACGUCGGACGCCGUCGACGCCAUCUACCAGCUCGGCGAGAACGCGCACGGCGGCGAGAACCUGACCAUGGCCUCGCUCGCCAAGUCGAUGACGUACCUGCUGCGCACCCAGAACAAGAAGCCGAGGAACACCGUCGCCAACGUCCCGGGCCCGGACCGCCACGUCGGCGUCGCCAAGGGCGUGGCCUGGACGACGCAGACGUACGUGCACGUGCGGUGGAUGUGGUUCAUCUUCCCGGCCGUCCUCGAGGGCCUGACGCUCGUCUUCCUGCUCGGCACCAUCCUCAUGAGCCAGGCGAGCGGCGUCGCCGUGUGGAAGAGCUCCACGCUGGCCCUGCUGCAGAUCCGCAUGGUCGACGACGAGAGGCAAGGCGGUGGCAGUACGGCGGGGCGGCUGAGGGAGUGGGGCAGCGGCCGGUUGGGCGAUCUGAACGAGUGGGCGAACAAGUCGGAGGUGCGGCUGCAUCGGAGCGAGACGGGGACCGAGUUCCAUUUGCACCGGAAAAUCGCCUUGCAUCCGGUGCUUGAUGGGAGGGCGGCGGGGAUGGUGGUGGAGGAGCUGGCGAGGUGUUUGGGGGAUGAUGAUGGGGCUGGGGAUGAUCGAGUGCGGGAGGGGUGGGAGGUGGGAGGGCGGGUUGGGGCGGCUGGUGUUGACGACAGCGGCGAUGAGGGGGAAACGGGUGAUGGGAUCAACGACAGUGACGACGACCACCACGACCACGAUACGGACACUGUCCCAGAAUCCGAUUUCUCGGUCCCUCACCCCACACCUCCCGGCACCAGCGGUGGAAAAUCCACCGCCCGCAUCCUGACCAUCCGCGCCUCGACCCUCGCGGACCUCAAAGCCGCUGCCACUGCCACAUUGCAGGCGACAGGCCCGCCCGGCGCCUUCGUAUCGACCCAAGACGUGCUCAGCGCGCUUUUCUGGACACGCAUCAUGCAGGCGUGGGCGCCGCGUCUCCUUUCCUCCAAGAAACAGCGUCGACCUGCAGGGCGCGACCCGGACCAGCGCGAAGCAGGAGAAGUGUUGGUCAACACCAUCACGUACACGUUGUGGAUAAUAAUCGUAAUUUCGCCUCGCCAAUCUACCAACAGUACAUAUUAUUAG